AUGGCAACCGGUAGUGGCAAAACUCUCAUGAUGGCCGGUCUGAUUUUAUAUUUGUACCAACAAGGCUAUCAUAAUUUUCUCUUUUUUGUGAAUAGCACUAAUAUUAUUGAUAAAACUCGGGGUAAUUUUUUAAAUGACAUUUCUAUCAAAUAUCUCUUUAAUAAAGCACUCGUAUUAGAUGGCAAAAAGAUAUCUCUUAAAGAAGUAGAAAAUUUUCAAACUACUAAUGAAGAAGGUAUCAAUAUUUGCUUCUCCACUAUUCAAAAUCUCCAUAGUCGCUUAAACAUUCCUCGUGAAAAUAGUUUAACUUAUGAAGAUUUUCAAGAACAAAAAAUUGUCCUUAUUUCUGAUGAGGCUCACCAUAUUAAUGUGGAAACUAAGGCUAAAGUUCAAACUGGCACGAGCGGCGAAAUAACUGUCAACGGUCAAAUUUCUCAAGAAGAAAAAGAAGAACUAGCUAAUCCGCAAAAUGUACUUCUAGAAUUUACUGCUACUGUUGAUUUCAACAACCCCAGCAUUUUAAAAAAAUAUGCUGAAAGACUUAUUUAUGACUAUCCUUUAAAAAAAUUCCGAGAAGAUGGCUAUUCCAAAGAAGUAAAAGUAUUGCAAACUGAUGCAGGACUUUUUGACCGAGCUCUACAAGCAGUUUUGCUUAGUCAGUAUCGGCGUAAAAUAUUUGAGAAAAAUAAAUUGCUCAUCAAGCCAGUUAUUAUCUUUAAAUCAAAGACAAUAAACGAAAGUAAAAUUUUUGAAGAAGAGUUCAUAAAAGGCAUAAGGAAACUUAAUUCUGAGAAACUCAACGAAAUUAAAGUAAAUACUCAAGAUGAUACAUUAAAAAAGGUCUUUGAAUAUUUAGAAAAUAAUAAGAUUUCACUGGAGAAUUUUGUUAUCGAAUUGCAAGAGGAUUUUUCCCCCGAAAAGACCAUUUCUGUUAAUAGCAAAGAAGAAAGUUAUGAAAAACAGAUAGCGGUAAAUACUCUCGAAGAUCCUAAUAAUGAGUAUCGUGUUAUCUUUGCUGUUGACAAACUUAACGAAGGACCAACUACCAUCCGAGAGGCUCAAUUAAUUGGACGUGGGGCUCGAUACUGUCCUUUUAAAACCAACGAUUCUGACAAUGCCUACCAGCGGAAGUUUGACCGUGAUAUUCAAAACGAGAUGAGAAUUUGUGAAGAAUUAUAUUACCAUAGCACCUACAAUCCUCGAUAUAUUCAAGAAUUAACUUCUGCUCUGGUAAAAACUGGUAUUCUUCCUGAAAGGGCAGUAGAAAAGAAACUUUUUAUUAAGAAAGAUUUUAAAAAUACAAAAUUUUUUAAAACUGGUAUUUUAUUUCUUAAUGAAAAAGAGAAAUAUUCGCGAAAAGACGUAUUCGGACUUCCUUCUUCAGUGCGAGAUACCACCUAUAAAGCAUCCUUUUUCUUCAAUCUUAAAAAACACUUCCCUAACCUUGAUAGUCUUGAUGAGUUCAUUUUCCAAGAAAAAUACCUCCGAGACAUUAAAAUAGUUGUUUCUGGACUUAAGAGCCAAUUCGAGAGAUCAUUGAAUGCUGAUGAACAAUUAACCAUCGCCGUAAAAGCGCUUGAACAAAUCGCAACCAAUUUGUCAACUAAAAAUUUGGAAUGA
Messenger RNA from Ambispora leptoticha, 1620 nucleotides. The record is from the annotation of a GenBank genome assembly. NCBI's taxonomy places the organism in Eukaryota, Fungi, Glomeromycota, Glomeromycetes, Archaeosporales, Ambisporaceae.